Molecule: messenger RNA, 2369 nt
Organism: Vigna angularis (adzuki bean)
Lineage: Eukaryota; Viridiplantae; Streptophyta; Magnoliopsida; Fabales; Fabaceae
Product: protein BONZAI 1
Exons: 17
Coding region: 199-1935 (578 amino acids)
Biological process (GO): cellular response to calcium ion
Cellular component (GO): plasma membrane
Molecular function (GO): calcium-dependent phospholipid binding
Source: RefSeq, a predicted model, not a curated record
AUAUAAGUUUGAACAUUUCAGUGAUUUGAAAGAAAAUAUAAAAUUAAACAAAGGUAGAGACAAAACGCGUUUCUUUGGGAGAAAGAAAGAAAAAGCAAUGAAAUGAGCAAACACUGUAUGAACUAGGAAAAUCACUGCUGAGUUUGACGGAAAGACUGAGGUCAAGCCACAAACACUACACUGCGCGCGCACUUUUCGAUGGGAAACUGCUUCUCCGAAGUCACCGCAGGCCGCGCCGCCAUCGGCGGAACCGCCGGCGAUUUCCGUAGUCUUGCUGGCGCUCCAAACGACGCCGUCGAGAACUUCCUCAGGUCUCGCGGCCACCACGGUCUCUUUUCUCAGAUCGAGUUGUCGUUUUCCGCUUCUGGCUUGGGUGAUCGUGAUGUGCUUUUCAAGAAUAAUCCGAUGAUGGUUCUUUAUGCAAAAGGCAAAACUGGGGCACUUGAGGAAAUUUGCCGUACAGAAGUUGUUCUGAAUUCAUCAAGUCCAACAUGGAUUACUAAACACACCCUCAUUUAUCAUUUUGAGGUUGUGCAGGUUUUAGUGUUUCGUGUGUAUGAUGUUGAUACUCAGUUUCACAAUUUAGAUAUAAAGAUGCUUGAGCUAGAUGAGCAGCAAUUUCUUGGUGAGGCUACAUGUGUACUGUCUCAGAUAAUCACACAGCGUGAUCAAUCAUUGACUAUAGAUCUACACACAGAAGAUUCUUUGAGAUCUACACUGCCCAAAAACUGUGGGAAGCUCCUGGUGCAUGCUGAGGAGUGUGUUAGCUCAAAGACUGCAAUAGAGAUGGCGUUCAGGUGUUCAGAUUUGGAAUGCAAGGAUCUCUUCUCAAGAAAUGACCCCUUUUUAUUGAUAUCAAAAGUUGCAGAAGGUGGUGUCCACAUUCCAAUUUGCAAAACAGAAGUUAUAAAGAAUGAUCUUAAUCCAAUAUGGAAAUCUGUGUUUGUGAAUAUCCAACAAGUAGGAAGCAAGGAGAGUAUUUUGAUAAUAGAGUGCUAUAACUAUAAUAGCAAUGGAAGACAUGAUUUAAUUGGUAAAGUGCAGAGAUCUCUGGCUGAGUUGGAGAACAUUCAUAAUAAUGGCCAAGGAGAAAAUUUAUUUUUGCCAUCUUCUGGUGGACAAAACCAUGACAAUAAGGUGUUAAAGAGCCAACUAUUUGUGGACAGAUUUAUUGAAAGUGUCCAAUAUACUUUCUUGGAUUACUUGGCAGGGGGAUUUGAAUUGAACUUCAUGGUGGCUGUUGACUUUACAGCUUCGAAUGGAAAUCCACGCCUUCCUGAUUCUUUGCAUUAUAUUGAUCCUUCUGGACGGCCAAAUGCAUACCAGAGGGCAAUUGUUGAGGUUGGGGAAGUGUUACAGUUUUAUGAUUCAGACAAACGAUUUCCUACUUGGGGAUUUGGGGCACGACCAAUUGAUGGUCCUGUUUCACAUUGCUUCAACUUGAAUGGAAGUAGUCAUUAUUGUGAGGUGGAAGGGAUCCAAGGAAUUAUGAUGGCUUACACAAGUGCCCUGCAUAAUGUAUCUCUUGCAGGACCUACUCUUUUUGGACCUGUCAUAAGCACAGCUGCACUGAUUGCCAGCCAAUCGGUAGCAAAUGGUGGAAGAAAGUACUUUGUUUUGUUAAUAAUCACAGAUGGAGUAGUGACAGAUCUUCAAGAAACAAAAGAUGCCAUUGUUAAAGCAUCUGAUCUGCCAUUAUCAAUCCUCAUUGUUGGGGUUGGAGGUGCUGAUUUCAAAGAAAUGGAGGUUUUAGAUGCAGACAAGGGAGAGAGGCUUGAGAGUUCAUAUGGACGCGUUGCUUCACGUGAUAUAGUCCAAUUUGUUCCAUUUCGGGAGGUUCAAAGUGGAUUUUCAGUUGUUCAAGCACUUCUUGCAGAAUUACCGACUCAAUUUUUAACUUAUGUGCGGAGCAGAGAUAUCCAACCAAACCUCUAGACAUGUAAAAACUGUACAUAAGGAAGUUUUCAAUUCAUUGAUCAUUGUGCAAUUUAGAGGUCCUUUUCUGUUCUUCAAUCAACGAAUUCGGCUAAAGGGCUGAGGAGCUGUUGCUUUGUGCUAAUUAACAGCUCAAGAAAGGUUCGCCUGCUAGCUGUCUUAUCUAAAGGAUACUUCUGAUCGACCCUUGUGAUUGCCAUUUCCUUUUCCUUUUUGUGCACGUGUCCUUUUGGGUUUUCCUAGAUGAUUGAUUUGUCUAAAGGUAGUUGCAUUAAGUUGAAAUCAAUGUUUUCUUCCAACUUAAGACAAACUUUAGUCCUUUUGCCUGCUCUUCAUGGUAUGAUUUGUAAUGGAAAUCCAAUAAUUUUUGGAUGUCUUUAGAUGGCAUCACAUUUACAAAUACAAAAUAAUAUGUAUAAAAAAACUUUAGCAUA